GAUGUGCACUGAGCACCUUACAGUUCUUUGAAAACACUAAUGCCAUACAGCACCUCAGGACUGGGAGUAUUUCCUGCCAGAAACCCUGGAGGGUUGCGGCCAGUAGUCAGUGGUGGACCUUUUUGGAGGUCCUGUUUAUUCUGCUAAAUCAGCAUGACUAUGACAGAAACUAUGACAGAGUUAAAUGCACGAGUUAAUUAAUAACAGGGGUUAUCCUUUUUAUUAUUAAACAGUACUUCCUUCAUGUGUGUAUACACACAGAGAGAGAGAAGGAGAAAGGGGGGGGGGGAGAGAGAGGCACUUAAAUGAGACCAGCGUGAGCAAGUGAAAUGUUGAGGAUUAGUUAUCUGUGGUCUUACUUGCAAAGAUACAGUAAGGUGUAUGGCAUUUUCAAGACAGUGGCUCAAUUUGUGAUCUGUAAGCGGGUGGCGCUGUGGGUAAACCACAGAGCCUAGGACUUGCUGAUCAGAAGGUUGGCGGUUCAAAUCCCCAGGACGGGGUGAGCUCCCGUUGCUCGGUCCCUGCUCCUGCCAACCUAGCAGUUCAAAAGCACGUCAAAGUGCAAGUAGAUAAAUAGUUACUGCUCCGGCAGGAAGGUAAACGGCAUUUCCGUGCGCUGCUCUGGUUCGCCAGAAGCGGCUUAGUCAUGCUGGCCACAUGACCCGGAAGCUGUACACCGGCUCCCUCGGCCAAUAAAGCAAGAUGAGCGCCGCAACCCCAGAGUCGGUCUCGACUGGACCUAAUGGUCAGGGGUUCCUUUACCUUUACCUUUAACCACAAUACUCAGUAAUUUAGUAUUGAGUCCCAGCUGCUAGAACUUUGCUGAGGGGUCCCCUUUCACCCUUGAAGCUGAUUGCUAAAGCAAAGACAUGUACGAUUGCACUGUUGCUUCAUAAGAAGAAGAAACGAUAAUAUUUUGUUGUGGUUGUGUCCCGAUACAAUGGAGGGAAAUUGUUCUGGGGUUCAGCCUGCACACUUGUUCCCUGCUGCUGGCCCUCAGCUGUGUCCUAAUUGCAAAUGCAAUCCUGGCCUAUUUUUUUAAACUUUCCAAGAAAUGUGGGGGAGGGGGGCACAUUAAAAGGGGGAAAGAUUUAGGACCACAUUGGGAUGGAGAGGACCUUCACCUCCCAUCAUCCCUGCCCACUGACUGGCACAGGACCACUGGGUUACUACCACUGGUGCGGGCAAUGACCAGUUGCCUGCUAGUAUAAGGCACCUUCCUAUAUUCACACAACUGGAACUGUAGGCAGAAUGUUUUAUUAAAUGGAGGGCAGGCUUGAGGCCUAGUUCCUUCCCUUGAGGCAGUAGUGACUGAAUAGUUACCAUGGUAACCCUAGGGGACUCCUGAUAGCUGUGAAUCUCUCUGUGCUUUUGAAUGGGAAGGUUGUUCCCCUCUAGUGGAAACACUAGACUGCGGAGGGGAAGCAGUCAGAGCAUGUAGUUUUUGAGGACCUUGAGCAAACUGUGAGCUGUGAGCAGUACCUUAGACUGCAAGGUUUCAGUCUGGGGUGAACGAGUUGUAUAACAGAGUGCAAGAUGUUUGCUUCCCCUUGCAAUCUGCUAACAGGAUCAUUCUGUGCAGCUGUUUAAUAUUAGCUACCUGCCGCUGCCAAUUACGUUUUUUGCAUUGUUUUUCUGCCUUUUGCCGCCUACGUUAUCUGUCAGUCAGCUGCUUCUACAGCUUAAUUGGGAAACAGGGUGUGGUUUCUUACUGACAACUGACGUCUAUCCAGAGUUACCUGGGUAUAAAUUACCUUUUUCUUUUUCUUUUUUUAAAAGUAGGCAGGGAACAGGCUUUGAAACACCCAGAAACGGCUUCCAGAACCUGACAGGUUACAACCCAGAUUGAUUUUAUCCUGUAAAUAUUUCCCCGCUUGCUUUCAUGAGCAAGUAAAGUCAGAGGAUGCUGCCUCCACCAGCUUCUACCAUAGGGGAACAGACAACCUAAGCUUGGUCACCACCCAGAAUUCCUCCCAGUAAGUGGGAGUUUAGUUUGGACAGUGAUGGCGCUCACAUGCGGAAUCAUGCACCCUUGGCAAUGAGUAGGAAAGUGAGCCUCAUCGAGGGAAUGUAAUCUUCUUUCUGCAGGAUGGAAGCACUGGUGAAAGUAGUUCAAUCGGAUACCCAGCUAUUGACAGCCAGCCCAGAUAUCUGUGCCAAGGAAGGUUAUGGCUAUGCAGAGGACCAGGGGUCUCCUAUGCCAGGGGAAACAGCCAGUCCCAAAAGCUAUUUUCAACAGAGCCCAUCUUUACCAGCUUCUGGAUUAACCGAACUCAGCAGUGUGGAAUCCACUACCUGGAAUACAUCUCCAGCUAAGGUUCAGGAGCUGCCUGCCAGGAGAGGUAAGAUGAAACCUUUCUGUGCAUAAUUGAAUACUGUCGUGCAACAUGAUUUGCGGUCAUUUCAUCAGGCAAGAAAACAGAUUGAUUUCUGACCUGCUGCUUGUUACAUAUGUUAAUAUACAAGAGAAAUUCCCUGAGGAUAGUGACCUGAGUACAGUCAUACCUCAGGUUACAGACGCUUCAGGUUGCGUUUUUUUGGGUUAUGGACCCGCUGAAACCCGGAAGUACUGGAACGGGUUACUUCCAGGUUUCAGCGGUCGCGCAUGCGCAGAAGCGCCAAAUUGCAACCCGCGCGUGCGCAGACGCACCACUGCGGGUUGCGAACGCUGCAGGUUGCAAACGUGCAUCCCGCAUGGAUCAUGUUUGCAACCUGAGCAUCCACUGUAUAUAGGAAGUGCCCUUGGUAUAUAAGGGAAGGGCCGUAACUUAGGGGUAGGGCACCUGGUGUGCAUGCAAAAGGUCCCUGGCUCAAUCCCUGGCAAAUCCAGGGAGAGCUUAGAGAGAUUCUGUGCCAGAAAUCCUUGAGAGCCACUGCAAGUCUGUGCAAACAGUACUGAGCUAGGCAGGCCGAUGGUUUUAUGGAGUGUAAGGCAGCUUCCUAUAUAAGUGUGUUGCAAUCUCUAUUGGCCUGCACUGUGAAGGGGAUUUCCUGCAGUGUUUUUGGAAGAACACAGAAGUGAACUGUGCACAUCUGCAUUCUGCAUUAGACGGAUGGGGCGUGCAAAUUGACUGCGGCUUUGUUUUGCAUUCUGCCCCAUGUUAAUGGUGUCCACAUGUGUCACAAAUGACAGGAAAGAGGCUCAAAGUGGAUUUUGAUUGUGAAAGCACCAUUAUCCUAAUACGUUAUGUAAGCCCAGUGUUCAAAGCACUUCAGAUGCACUGUAUCAGUAUUAUUUCCAAACCUCUGGAAAGGUUUGGUCAGCCUUGGUAGCCCAUAUUUCUGGCAGAGGACAUGAGAGUGGGAAUGAGUAGCUUGCUUACGGACACCCAGGGUGUUUCCACAUUUUCAAACUUUUAUCUGUUUUAUACCACUUUAACCAUUGUGGAUUCCCUGAAAGAAUCCUGAGAACUGUAGUUUGAUGUGAGGGACUGAGAAUGCUCUGUUAGAUAUUCCUAGCUCUCUGCAGCUAAAAUUCCUAGCACUCUAAUAUGAGGAUAUAGAAGUUAAAUCAGUUUAAUUCUGUGGUGUGCAUAUGUCUUGUAGAGAGCUGGAUAGCAGAGGUGAGGUUUGAAAGAACUCCCAGCCCAGGCUCCUGACCAAUAUGCUACCCCUCUUCAUAAAACAUUUUCACUUCAGAUGUCACUGGAUGACUUUUGGUGUCACUUCCAAAUUUACUGAGUUGCUGAGCCUUUCAAGGCUAUAACAAGAAUUGAAUUCCAUACGGACAAGUGCAGCUAAUAACUGUGAAAUGAGGACCCAUUUCACAGAGACCGUUAGUAUUACAAUUGAGACAUCUGGAGAGGAAAGUUGCACCUCAACCUCAUGCAUCUUUACUGAGAGAAACCUCAGAACCCCCACCACAAGGUCCACAGAGCUUGGUCCCAGAUCCUAGGAUAUGAUUGAGGGAGAGAGAUUCCAUUUAGUUCACAUUUCAAGGCUGACUUACCUAAUUUGCACUUUCCUAAGCAAUACCUGCACUGAAGCACAGGCAUCCUUCACAACCUGCACUUCCCCAAAUUUUGCAGUGUGUCUCUCCAGCCAGGUAAUAUGUACAGAAAUGGAGAUUCUAGGGUACUGGGGGCAUAAAAAUGCAUCAGUUGGUGAGGAUAAAAUUCAGGAAUGUGUUCUAUUAGGAAACAUUGAUUUGCAAAAAUGUGUAUUUGGGGCAAGAUUAUGAUAUAAAAAAGUGUGUAUUAAGAGAAAUACACCUUAAAAUAGUGGUGAAUUUUCAUUAGAACUUUUUUUUUUAAUGCAAACUGAUGUGAAAAUGUGGAGAACUGAACUUAAGAUUGGGGGAAAAUGAGAAACCCACAUUGACAGAUUUGCCCAUCCCCAAACUGGGAUUGCAAUGUUCUCUUUUUUUGCAGGCAGGCUCUGGGCCCAAACAUUGUUCUCCAUGACCAGUUCCUAGAAGUGUUGAUGGUAGUGAUAGGAAGACUUGAUUAAUAAGAUGCUUAUCAUUAUUCAUGGGAGUCCUUUUGAGUGCCAAGCAUUUUGAAAUUGGCAGGAUUUCAAGGAAUUUCCUGUUGUCAGUGAAUAUGCAAAGGCUGGUGGAAUCCACUAUGGUAGCAAAAGUAUUUCAAUCACCCACUCAGGUGAGAGAAAUAAAAGCAUAUUGCAGGGCCAGUAUGCUGAAAUACACAGCUCCUAAACAAAACCUUCCUCCAAACAAGUGCACAAGAGUAGAAAUGAUUGCAUUACCUGCCAAAGGGCAUAGCUGGGCACCACUGAGGUCUUCUCUAUACUGAAAAAAUUGCUUUCAUUCCCCUUUUGCCAUCAUGGCUUCCGUCCAAAGCAUCCUAGGAAUUGUACUUUAGCAAGGAGGAAAAAAACUCUGCUAAAGAUUCCCAGCUUCACAGAACAUCAGAUGCCAUUGUUUAUGUUCUGGGUGGUUGUUGUUUUUUUAAAAAAAACAUUUUUAAUUAUUUAAAUUUUGAUAUAUAUAUUUUAAAAAUUAUUGGUUUAUCCAGUGGUGUUUAUAUUCUGCUUUGGGAACACCAGCUGAGAAGCAUGGAUCAGGCCCUCUGUAAAUGCAUGUCACCACCUUUUGAUUUAUUUAUUUUUCCAGGUUCAGCACUGACUGGGGGUGCCCCUCAGAAGCAGUAUGUGGGCGUGAGGGUAAAAAUGCCAGUGUGUGAACUGCUGAGAAAAAUCCGUCUCUCCAAAGGGACAGAGUCCAGUGACAUCAGGGUAAGAUACCCACCCCAUUUCCUGAGCAUGAGGAUAAUGAGGAUUGGGCUGUUCCCACUGUGAGAUGCCCCUUGCACCUUCCCUGGUUUUGCUAGGCUAUGGGGCCAACCCAAAUUAUUAUGAUUCCCAAGAUGGAGAUGCACACUUCCUUCCAUUAAUUAACUCCAUGUUCUUCCUGCCCCGUUUCCUUUCAUCAUUGUCAUUCAUUUAUUAAAAACAGUGGAUACCUUUAAAAUAAAACUAAAACAAUCCUGUGCAGGUGGAGACCAUUUUAGGUGUGUGCAGUUGAUGCAUGACCACCGAUGUGUGGGUCCUUUUGGGCCUGGAAGAGGCAGGGGUAGGAACGGAACUGGCUUAUGUGUGCUCUGCCAACGCAUGUGGGGGCCAGGAAUGGAACGCGCCCCCAUGCAAAUGGAUGCUGCCUGUACAAAACAGACACUCGUGGCAAAGACUCAUUUAUUUAGCCUGUUGGAACAAAGAAAACAUUUUCAGUUGUAUCUGGAAAGUGCCAUUCCAUAGAACAGGGGUAAAGGUAAAGGUAAAGGGACCCCUGACCAUGAGGUCCAGUCAUGACCGACUCUGGGGUUGUGGCACUCAUCUCGCUUUACUGGCUGAGGGAGCCGGCAUACAUCUUCUGGGUCAUGUGGCCAGCAUGACUAAGCCACUUCUGGCGAACCAGAGCAGCGCACGGAAACGCCGUUUACCUUCCCGCCGGAGCGGUACCUAUUUAUCUACUUGCACUUUGACAUGCUUUUGAACUGCUAGGUUGGCAGGAGCAGAUCUUUGCAACUUGCAGAUGUUUUCCCACAGGCUACAGCAAUCUUCUGGGGGUACAAGUGCUAAGGCAGCUUUCCCUUUAUAUGGCUUCCUCUGCUGUCACGUUAUAUACCGUAUUUUUCUCCCCAUAGGACGCACCGCCCCAUAGGACGCACCUAGUUUUUUUGGGGGGGGGGAAUAAAGAAAAAACAUUCGAGCUUCCCCCGACCCCAGCCCCGAGAACAGCCUGCUAUCCGCAAGCCUGGGGAGCCCGGCGGGAAGUCAUGCCGGUCUCCCCAGGCUUGCGGAGAGCUGCGCGAAGCCCAGGAGCGCUCUUCAGCGUGCUCCAGGCUUCAAAAUGCAGGCAGCUCUGCACAACCCUCGGGAGACUGGCGCGACUUUCCGCUGGGCUCCCUAGUGUUGCGCAGAACUGCGCGAAGCCCGGGACUGCAGGCAGCUCUGCGCAGCUCUCAGGAGCCCAGUGCGACUUCCCGCCGGGCUCCCUAGUGUUGUGCAGAGCUGCACGGAGCCCGGGAGUGCAGGCAGCUCUGCCCAGCCCUCGGGAGCCCGGCGCGAAGUCGCGCUGGUCUCCCGAGGGUUGUGCAGAGCUUCCUGAAGCCUGGAGAGCGAGAGGGGUCGGUGCGCACCGACCCCUCUCACUCUCCAGGCUUCAGCGAAAGCCUGCAUUCGCCCCAUAGGACGCACACACAUUUCCCCUUCAUUUUUGGAGGGGAAAAAGUGCGUCCUAUAAGGCAAAAAAUACGGUAUAAGCCCUUUGUCAAGCACAACAUUGUCAAGAGUGCUUAUUAAAGAGGAUUAGCAGCUGCAGACACAGCGCAAAGGGGAGAUCUCCUGCACAAGCAUCAUUGGAGGAAAGGCCUACAGUGCCUGCUAAUCUCAGUGGUGUCUGUACAAGAGAAUUUCCCCUUGGGUUCUGUCCCUUAGGUCAUUCCUGUCUGUCUCCCACUCUUCCAUACUUGCAAAUAAUCGACCACAUUCUCCACUAAAAGUGCCCCAAAUGCUAUACAGUAAUAAUUUUUCCUAAAAGGUGACUAAUUCCUACCCUUUCAUUCCUGUUCCUUCCUGGUGGUAUCACCUCUGAUAGGAUUCCAUGCCAGUAAUAUUUCCUUUACCCUCUUGCUCAUUUUGCUAAAUUAUUGCUUGUUGCUGUUUUUUGUAGUAUUAGCUUUCAGUUAAUUUACACACCACUUAAUGCCAAAACCCGUUUACCAAUUAUGACCCUGUCUGAAAACACCCUGGUUCACUUUUCUAGUACUGGUGGAAUAGUGGUCAGGGAAUCAAACUUUGUGUUCAGUAUUGACAUCUAUCCUUCCACUAAGAGUCACACACUAAAAGUGUGAGUUUAUGGGCUACUUCUCUGGAAGAGAAAAGUUGGCUACAACUGAAGCUCGAUUUGUAGAAGGGAUCACCUUGAGAUCACAGGGGUUCCCCUGCUUGUGUCACUGCCAUUUUUUCCAGCUUUUGCCCCAGUCAAUGAGACAUCCCAGGCAGUCUGUCUACAACUGUGCUGGCCGGGACUGAUGGGAGUUAUAGUCCAAAACCUCUGGAGGGCACUAGGUUGAGGCUGAUCCAUCUAAUCAAGGUUCAUAAUUUCCCAAAUACAUUUUUUUUCUUUCCAUAGGAAACACCUGCAAAAGCAAAUACCAAAAGGUCUUCAGGAAGAGCAGGUAAAAAAAAAGAAAAAAACUUGUGUGCGUAUGUAUGGGGCAACCCUACAUGCAGAAACCCUUGCUUUAAUUGUUUUGGUAAGUGAAUACCUAUGGAUAUUUAUAUAUUUCUUUCUUCCUGUACAGGGAAAAAAAGAGCUCGCUCAGAAAGGCAUGACAAGCAAGUAUGUGGGACACUUUCUCUCUUCCGUAGCCAGCAUUUCCCAAGCAAAUCAGACCGCAGACCUCACACAUUCAUUUCUUUCUCUUCUUUUUAAAGAACUGCUGUCAGGCUCAGACAGCCUUAAAAAGCACGGAGGACUUGGACAUCCUAGUCGAAGUACUUCAGGAAGACCUGAACAAGAGCCACUCCAAGCUAGAGCCUCAGUUGCCUAUGCAGUUCCCGCAUGGUGCAACCCAGGGAUUUCAGCCUCCCUGGUGGGAAACCAACGGCAACUCACAACCAGAUGGCAACUGGCUGAGAAGCAGCUGGGAGCCUGUCGGAUUUCAGCCGUUGUCUGCUUCAGGCGCAUUGCCUCAUCCACGUGCUGAGAUUUCCUAUGGAUUUGAGUGCAGAAGGACGCAACAACGUCUGGAUCUGGUCGACACAUUCCAGAAUUCCUGCGUGGAAGAAAGAUGCCGGCUGGGGAAUGGGUCUGUUGAACAUCCUGGGGAGAGUUCCCAAGGCUUUGCCAAGGAGAUUAGGCCUCACUGCCACGACCCACUGGGGCAGGCUUUGCCAGAGACUUUGGAAGAGGACACUGCUGCCUUGCAUGGCAGGGGAUGCCUGAAGGCAAGUGCGUGGUCUUCCAUGGACCAGGAGGCUCCCACCAUUUCUUUCUUCCAAUUCCAGCUCUGCCGCGAGGAGAGUCGGCUCAGGGGUAUCUCAGUGGACAAGCUGCUCAUGCCGGAUAGAAAUGGGAACAGGUUGGUCAGUGGUUUGGUUUUGCACCUGACAAUACUUUAUUUUUUUAAAAAAAAUCAAUUUUUUUAUUGGUUUUCACAGUAUUACAAACAAACAAACACAUAAGACAAACAGACAUAAAUCAUAGCCUUAUUGAAAAUUGCACUUAUUAACUUUGUAAGUGACUUCCCCACUUCCCUUUGGUUGAAUUUCAUUGCAUAUCCUUUUAACGGUUUCCCAAAUCAUAAUUCUUAUAAAAUUUAACUUAAACAUUAACAUCCUUAAAUCUUCACUUUAUGAAAUUAAACAUAUUAAUUCAUCACUUAACCUAAAUAAAAUCCUAAACCAAUUAAGUAUCUGCAAGCUGUUUUCAGUUAAUUUAACUUAACAUAUUUAACUAAAUAAUCUUUAAACUUAAUCCACUCUUCUUGAUACUCCUCCUCUUUCUGGUGACAAUACUUAAAAAAGUUAAAACAUCUUUUAACAAAACCCGUUGUAACUUGGGUGAUGGAAUGGUUAUAUGCCCCACAAUUCUUGCUACCUUUUCCCCAUGGCCUUUGUUUCAUUUCAUUGCAGUUCACAGAUGUUUCCUGAGAGCUGCUGUGAGUUUGUGUUUACUUUCUGACCAAUGUCCAUUGCAAUGUUCAGAGUAACAUGUGCAAAACAAAAGUGAGGAGGGGGCAGUUCCCUGCCCCAACAAACUUGAAGCCAAAUACCAAUAACUAGGGAGAAAGGGAAGGGAAGAAUUUGGUAAUGAAUUUUAGUAAAAGCCGUGGUUUAAAAACUCAAGUUUUUUUUUUAAAAAAAUGAUAUUUAUUAAAGUUUCAGAUAAAAAGAGACACAUCGAUAAAAAAGAAUUUAACAGUAAAAAGAAAAAUACACAAUACAAAAUAAUAAAAAAAAACAGUUAAAAACAAUUCCAUCUUUUCAUCACUACUUUUAAAUUUACUUAUUUUCUGGACCUCCUCAUACCUCCCUCUUUUGUAUUCCAAUUCAGUUUAUUUGUCCAGCAAUUCCUUUCCCUCUUUUUUAAUCCCAAUCCUUAAUCUUAAUAUAGUAAACAUUAAAUUUUUAUCUAUUAAUAGCCAAUUUUCCAUUCUUUUAACCUUUUUAUUCCUAAUCCUUAAUCUUAAUCUAUAUAUAACUUUAAAGCCUGUGCAGCUAGAAACCAUUUAAUUUCAAUCCAACAUCACUCUAACAUUCAUUAAUUUUGCAAUAUUUCUUUGAAUUUCUUCCAAUCUUCUUCCACCAACUCUUCUCCCUGGUCACGGAUUCUGCCAGUCAUUUCCGCCAUAAAAACUCAAGUUUUAAACCAUCCAAGGAAGGGAUCCUGUAUCUGGAGGACAAUGGCUUUCUUAUAGAUAUAUCAUAGGAAACUUCUAAGUCCAUAGGGCCAUCUAGCUCAGCAUUGUCUACACUGACUGGCAUUGACCAGAAUUUCAGACAGGGUUCUCUCCCACCCCUACUGAGAGAUACCAUCUGUACACAAAGCAGGUGCUCUGCCACUGGGUUAGAUCUCUUCCCUUAAAAAUAAAGGAAGAUUCUAGUCCUCAUGGGCUGGAAUAAAGGGCUAAUUUAAAAAGGAAGCUGCCUUCUAGAGGCAGGCCACUAGGUCCAUUUAGCUCAGGGGUCAGCAACCUUUUUCAGCCAUGGGCUGGUCCACCGUCCCUCAGACCAUGUGGUGGGCCGGACUAUUUUUUUGGGGGGGGGGGAUGAAUGGAUUCCUAUGCCCCACAAACAACCCAGAGAUGCAUUUUAAAUAAAAGGACACAUUCUACUGCUCAUGUAAAAACACGCUGAUUCCCGGACCGUCCGCCGGCUGGAUUGAGAAGGCGAUUGGGCCGCAUCCAGCCCCCGAGCCUUAGGUUGCCUGAUCUAGCUGAAUAUUGCAUAUACUGUCUGGCAGUGGCUGUCCAGGGUUUCCAAAAGAAAUCUCUCCCAGUUUUACCAGUAGGUACCUAGGACUGAAACUGGAACCUUCUGUAUGUAAAGCAGAUGCUAUAAUACUGAACUACAGCUAAAGCUGGGGUCUUGUUUCUGGUGUCUGCAUGCCCUGUAAUCACUAGGUAAUACUACUCCAGCUGGCUUUUUUUAGUCUUCAACCAGCAUGUCACUUAAAAGGAAUCUCCAGCAUUGCUAACACACCACCACACACUUUUUCUUAGGUUUUUACUCCUGCUCUCUGCCUUACAAGGACGUGACUUGUUUUCCACUUAGCACCAGAGGCAGACCUGAAGAACAACUGCCCCUUAUAUUUUUUAAGGGUGAAAGGAGAUCUUCCACUAUGUUUCUUUGCCCCAGCAGCCCCUGGGGCAAUCGGAACUCCCUGCUACACCCAGCACGAUCUAACAAUUCAGUCUGAAUAAUAUCUCCUGCACUCUCGACUGCUAAAAACCACAGUCCUUGAGGACUUUCCAUCACAUCCAGCUUUUUCUUACUUUUACCCCCAUUUUAAAAAUAAAAUAGCACAGCUUUUACCAAGCUGGUGCCUUCCAGAUGUUUUGGACUACAAGUCCCAUCAGCACCAGCCUGGGAGUUGUAGUCCAAAACAUAAUCAGCCUUCACCAACUUCGUGAAGGCUGAUCUAUCUUGAAAAAGGGUUUGGGAAACCUGGAAGCUAUAUUACUGCUAGAUAGUUGGUCCAAGCAGGUUUAUGGGUGCUAUUAUCCCCAUAUUAUAGAUGUGUUGGGGACUAAGCCCUCUGCUUAUCCUCUCAGCCACAGCACUAAUUUUACUAUUCCUCUUAUUGCUAACUUACCAAUACAGUGGUACCUCGGGUUAAGAACUUAAUUCGUUCUGGAGGUCAGUUCUUAACCUGAAACUGUUCUUAACCCGAGGUACCACUUUAGCUAAUGGGGCCUCCCGCUACCGCCGCACAACUUCUGUUCUCAUCCUGAAGCAAAGUUCUUAACCUGAAGCACUAUUUCUGGGUUAGCGGAGUCUGUAAUCUGAAGCGUAUGUAACCUGAAGCGUAUGUAACCUGAGGUACCACCGUAUGUCAUUAUCAUUGUUCUUGGAGUGGCAGAAGCUGAUGGUGCUUCUCUGUCAUCGAUUUUCUUUCCUUCCUUAUUUUCAAACAUGAUGGCCAUAAAUCUGUAUGGGGAGGUUAUCCAGCAGCGUCAGGUCACUGAUAAGGGAACAGGGAGGAGACUUCCAGAGAACUCAGAGGGCCUAUUCUCUGGAACUGGGACAAAACAAAGCAACGUUUUAUGAGCCAUUUCAGUAGAAAUGUGUAUGUUUCUAUUUCAAAUAUUUGCUUCUAAAUCUUAGAUCUAAAAUAAAGGGAAAUCCCUUUCAUCUUUCAGAGCUGAGUCAAAGCGAGGCGGUGCCCCUUAUUUUGAAACUGUAUAACUUUGAACCAGCAUACCGCUGCGAUGUAUAGAAUCUAUGAUUCUAUGUAUCAUGGAAUCAUAGAAUUGUAGAGUUGGAAGGGACCCUGAGGGUCAUCUAGUCCAACCCCCUGCAAUGCAGGAAUCUCAACUAAAGCAGCCAUGACAAAUGACCAAACCAGCCUCUGCCUUAAAAACCUCCAAGGAAGAAAGUAUUGGGGCUUGGAUAGAUAUCUGGGGAUGGAGUGGGGUCCCCCCCCCAUUUUGGUUUCAUGUUUUGCUAGUCCUAAAUCCAGUUCCCCACAAGAUUAAUCUCCAUGCGGAGGAAGGAGUUUUCUCAUCUGCAAUCCUUGAGAGAUGUUGCCAGUCAGUGUAGACAGUAUUGAACUAGAUUGACCAAUGGCCUGACUCAGCAUAAAGCCACUUCCUAUGUUACCUUUUGUUAAAUUUGCAAAUAGUAGGGGUGGGGAUCGUAUCUGAGGAAGGGCCAUAGUUCAGUGGAAGAGCAUCUGCUUUGCAUGCAGAAGGUUCUAGGUUCAAUCCCCGGCAUCUCAGUGGGAGGCAACUUCCUAUGAGCCUGUGAAAAUAUCCUUUUGACAUUUGCCCAGCAGCAGAAGCUCUCAUUUGAUUUCAAGCUGCCUCUCCUCCCUUGCUGUUUCUCUCUGUUUUGCAAAACCACAUACUCCCCAACAUUUCUCUGAUGAAAAUAGGGCAUCUUAUUCAACAACAACAACAACUUUAUUAUUUAUGCCCCGCUUAUAUGACAGCGUUGCCUCAGCCACUUUCGGCAGCUUCCAACAUACAGUGGUACGUCAGGUUAAGUACUUAAUUCGUUCCGAGGUCCGUUCUUAACCUGAAACUGUUCUUAACCUGAAGCACCACUUUAGCUAAUGGGGCCUCCUGCUGCUGCCGCACUGCCGGAGCACGAUUUCUGUUCUCAUCCUGAAGCAAAGUUCUUAACCCGAGGUACUAUUUCUGGGUUAGCGGAGUUUGUAACCUGAAGCGUAUGUAACCUGAAGCGUAUGUAACUUGAGGUACCACUGUAUAUAAAAACAUAAUAAAACAUUAAACAUUAAAAAAAAUUCCUAGACAGCUUCCUUCGGAUGUCUUCCAAAGGUUGCAUAGUUACUUGUCUCCUUGGCUCUGGGGUUGCAUAACUCCAUAUCCUCCAACAUUUCUUCAAUGAAAAUAGGGACGUCCUAAGGAAAAGAGGGACAUUCCUGGAUCAAAUCAGAAACCAGGGCAGCUUCUGUAUAUCCAGGACUGUCCUUGGAAAAUAGGGACACUAGGAGGGCCUGGAACCACCUGUGGCAUUACUGAAACCAAACCAAAACUCCUCUCUUUUUCUCUCCCCUUCUGCCCAGGCUUCUUCACAAUGCUGUUUCUCAGGGGAAAAGGGCGCUGGCAUAUGCACUGGCAAGGAGGUUUGCACAUCUCAACAGACUUGAUGGGAAGAACGCAGCGAAACAGGUAUGAGCUGCUUUUUAGCAGAAGGCUGUUUGCAGGGCAGCUGUCGGUAAUUUUAUAGAAAUGGACCACAUGAAAUAGAGGGUUUAGUGAAUAUAGGGGGUUUAGUGAAAAGUUGCAAGCUGCAUUUUUUAAAAAUGCAGAAACCAUUUGUCCACUAAUCCCCAAAAGGUCAACAGAAAAAGAGUGUUUUCACUGGUCUGUGAAUGAUAAGUAUCUUAAGGUGCAAGGGGAGGGAGCCCAUAAGGGGAAAUGGAAUGGCGGGUCUUACUUUUUUCUAGGCCACACUCCCUAACGCUAAUUCACGUUAAUUGAAAGCCAGCUUUUGAUACUGCUCUUGCACUUGUUCCUCUACUAGUGGUAGAAACUCAUACAGCCUCGAGGAGAGAAGAGGAAUCUGUGGCUGUCAAGAUAUGCUAGGACUUCAACUCCAGUCAGCCCCAGUCAGCUUGGCCAGCGAUCAGGAAAUGGGAAUUGUAGUCUAGCAGCAUCCUAGAAGAGCAGGGGGGCACAGGUCCUCUUCCCUUUGCAUGGAUGUAAAGAUUAUUGCUUGCUAAAUUGCAGCAGUUGUGAUAUUAACAACACAGUGACAAGGUGCUACUCUCAUUUGUGAAUUGCUCAAAAUUUCUAUCCCUCCUUCCCCAUCUUUUUUUUAAUCCUUCGAAGACUGCAUUGCACAUAGCAGCUCAAAAGAACCAUCAUCUUAUUGCCAGCGAUCUGCUGUCUCUGGGUGCUGAUGUAAACGCGAGGGACAGCUCAGAGAAGACUCCCUUGCACCUCUGUGCUGAGAAGGGUUAUCUGAGAGUCUUGGAAGUAAGUAGAGUUUGAAAGUGGGGCCUGGCUGGGUUAUAUGUCUAUUAAUUUGAGGUAGGGAUGGGGGAGAAAUUCAAUCCAGGUCACCUUUAAACCCAAACCUACCUAAUCUGUACAGUAGUACCUCGGGUUACAGACGCUUCAGGUUACAGAAUCCGCUAACCCAGAAGUAGUACCUUGGGUUAUGAACUUUGCUUCAGGAUGAGAACAGAAAUCGUGCUCCGGCGGCACGGUGGCACCAGGAGGCCCCAUUAGCUAAAGUGGUGCUUCAGGUUAAGAACAGUUUCAGGUUAAGAACGGACCUCCGGAAUGAAUUAAGUACUUAACCUGAGGUACCACUGUACUUCCUGAAACAAUGUGCAGACUGAAGUACAGCCAUGCUUCAAAAUUACUACCACUCUGAAUUUUGCAAUGAAGUUCUCCAGCCAAGGACUGUGUACAAAAAUGUGUGUGUGUGUGUGUGUGUGUGUGUGUGUGUGUAAGUAAAGUGUGCAUAUACAUGCAUAUAUUAAUAAAAAUAUUGUGGGAAAUGUAUGGUAUCUAGGGAAACUGCUUGCAGAAAUAUGUAUGUAUAUAUGUCAAAACUGCAUACAAAAAUGUGUUUAUUAUAAGAGUUUUGCACUAAAUACUGGUGAAUUUGUACCAUUUUUUAUUAUUAUAAAAAAUCGCAACGUUCUGCAGAAAUGCGACCUAAAUUUAAGAUUAGAAAAAUGAGAAACGGAGAGAAACCAACACUUGAGAGAUUUGUCCAUGCCUAUCUUUUUGCAGCUGUUUGGUCCACUCUUACUGCGGCCUGAAGUCAGGAUAUUUAAAGUAGCCACGUCUCUUUUUCCAUGGCAGGUCUUGAAAAGCUGUCAGGAAGUUGGCAUCCACGUUGAAGUAGACGCAACCGACAAUGAGGGUAUGUGGAGAAGUUUGGUGAGGAUAGGGAACUCUCUUCCUGCUUCUUAGGAUACAAUCUGUCAAUCAAGGCAUGCACCUAAUACAGCAGUUCUCAACCUGUGGGUCCCCAGAUGUUGUUGGACCACAACUCCCAUCAUCCCUGAGCUCUGGCCUUGCUAGCUAGGGGUGAUGGGAGUUGUAGUUCAACAACAUCUGGGGACCCACAGGUUGAGAAAGGCUGACCUAAUACAUAGAAACCAGCCACAUAUCUUGCUUUUCCUUAAUUAACUGCAGACAUGGGGGAGCCCAAUGUUUACAGGGAAGGCAAUGUGUGUGAUGGGGGGGGAACGUAUCUAUUCCCUCCCCCCCCAAUGAUAUUCCCUCCCUCAGUCUCCCAGUAGCACACAGGGAAAGAGAUGGGAUCUCUGUUCCAACCACAGUGAGAAAGUGAUGAUACGAGCCUCCACUCUCUGUUGUUUUCCUCACUGUGAAUUGGACAGGCACAUGCCUAUAAUUAUUGAAUAGAGAGCAAAACGCAUGCUACAUGCUAAGCACACGUCUGGUUUGGCCUGCAGUGUCUAAUGCUCCUUCUGCUCCUCUCUAAACAGGCUUAACGCCAAUACAGUGCGCGGGUUUGGCUCACUGCGCUCUCGCGAUGGACUCGGACAGCCGCCAUCUCUCGGCUGAGACAUGGAAGCUUCUGAACCUCCGUAAGGAUCAGAUACUGAGUGGUAUCAAGUGCUUGAUACAAAUGGGAGCCAACCCAUGGGAGCAAGUAAGUGCUUUGGUCUCAAACGGAAAUGUAGCUUGAUUUUAUGAAGGGUUUUGGAGUGGGUGUAGGGUCUUUUUCUUUCCAGGUCUUUCCCCUUCUGCUCACUUGUAUCCUUUCUCCUAUCAGAAAAGAGAGUUUUGCCAACUGUCAGAGGCUUUCCACACUUUUUUUUUUUAAAAAAAGGAUUUGUGGUACAGCCGUACCUUGGUUUUCGAACAGCUUAGUUCUCGAACCUUUCUGCUCCCGAACGCCGCAAACCCAGAAGUGACUGUUCCGGUUUGUGAACUAUUUUUGGAAGCUGAACGUCCGACAGGGCUUCCACAGCUUCUGAUUGGCUGCAGGAGCUUCCUGCAGCCAAUCAGAAGCUGCACUUUGGUUUCUGAACAUUUUGGAAGUCGAACGGACUUUCAGAACAGAUUCCAUUCGACUUCCAAGGUAUGACUGUACUACAAAAGAGAGUGCCAACUGGCAUAAAAUUGGUGUCGGUAAAUCAUGUGCAUAGAUACAAAUUUGGAAAUAGUGGAUGGUAGCUAACUAACUUCUACUCAGAGCAAACCCAUUAAAAUUAGUGGACCUAAGUUGUUUUUAUUACUGUUCCUUUCAUUUCUAUAUUGCUUUAUAUUUUUAAGCAAAAAAUCUGAAAGCAGUUUACUACACAUUAAAGCAUCAAAUGAAACACUCUGGAAUAAAAUAUUGCUGAAGGUAGUCAAAUAUAAAAUAUACAUUCAAAGCAGCAUAAUUAACAGGAAACUUAAAAUAGUAGCUUAAAGAUUUCAAAAUAAAAUGUUGCAAAGUAAAUCAAGUACAGAACGAACAUUUAACACAGCAAAGCUGACAAAGCAAAUUAUAUUAAACCUUUCAAAAGAAAGCAUUACUAGAGGAAGUCAGGUGUAAAAUGUGCAUUUAAAGCAGCUAUUCUCCUAAAGCAGGACACACUGCCACUCUGCUAGGAACCCAUGUAUUAAAUUGCUCUUGGUUCCAGAGAUACGUAGUCUUCUUGAUACAUGUAUGUUCUUUCGUUGACAUGUUUUGCUGGGAUCUCCUCUGAGCAUAAUGUCUACGCAAAAGCUGUAUCCAGACCAGGGGACUAUGACUACCCUCUUAUUCUUUUCCUAGGGAACAAACUCAUCAAGUCGAGUUUCAAAUUAUUUUGCAAAAGUCCAGCAAAAUAGUGAACUGAUGUGUUUUUUCCAAACUCACAGGUCCCAAAGGCAGCAGGUAAUUCUAUUGGGUUGGUGAAAAGGGUGGCAGGGAGACUGCAAGAGGAUUGGUUGCUUUGCCAGUUUUUGUGUGUGUGGUCCUUAAGUAUUAUGGAUGACAGACAGAAAGGAAAGAGAACGAAGCAUUCAGUCAUAAAACCAGCCAGAUGGGCGGGGCAUAAAUAAUCAGUUGUUGUUGUUGUUACUUGGGAGUAGGAAUGUGGGAGAAAUUCAGUUCCAGUUUGCAUCAUUUAAAGGAGAACCUAAUUCUCUAUUACAGUGGACCCUCGGGUUGCAAACGUGAUCUGUGCGGGAGGCACGUUCGCAACGCGCAGCACCACGUCUGCGCACGCGUGGGUUGCGAUUCAGCGCUUCUGUGCAUGUGCAAAGUGCGAUUUAGUCCUUCUGCGCAUGCGCAACUGUUGAAACCCGGAAGAAACCCGUUCCGGUACUUCCGGCUUUUGGCGCGUCCGUAACCCAAAAAAACACAACCUGAAGCGUCUGUAACCCGAGGUAUAACUGUAUUAUUAUUAUUAUUAUUACUACUACUACAAUGGUACCUUGGGUUACAGACGCUUCAGGUUACAUAUGCUUCAGGUUACAGACUCCGCUAACCCAGAAAUAGUACCUCGGGUUAAGAACUUUGCUUCAGGAUGAGAACAGAAAUCGUGCUCUGGCAGCGUGGCGGCAGCAGCAGCGGGAGGCCCCAUUAGCUAAAGUGGUACCUCAGGUUAAGAACAGUUUCAGGUUAAGCACAGACCUCCGGAACGAAUUAAGUUCUUAACCCGAGGUACCACUGUAUCUAAGUUCCCAUGCUUGGUUGCAACAGUUUAAAAAACAACUUUAAACAGAGCUUAAAAACUUACAGUUAGGGGAAAAAAUGCAAAAAAUUGUAUCCUUUAAUUAAAUGAAACUUACACACAUUGCCUCAUUGUUAUAUUUUUUUAAGCCCAGAUCACACUAAUGAAGUUGCAAAAUAACUCUAGGGAUUGAGGGCAGGAGAGAAGGUGAAUACAUGGCAUUACAAAGCACCAGGCAAUCUGUACAGUACUUGGCAUAGCCAGCUACUGUUGCAGACUUGCAGAACCCAGCCUUGGCAGUAGGCUGUAGGGGACACUGAAGUCCCACCUUUGCCCCCUGAGAGUCUUCUUCAGCAGCCCCUGGGGCUUUGGGGGUUGAUUAGUCAGUACCCGCUCCCCUGCCUCGUAUAUCAUUGCAACCUUCAAAAGUAGAAAUGCCCUUCCUUUUUGUUUUGUUUUUAAAUUAAAGCUAAUAUCCUUAGGAAAUGCAGAUUCUUCCGUCAAUACAGCUUUGCUGAGCUUCUGUGGAAGCCAGGCUUAUGCAUAGCUCUUGUCCGUGUUAGGAAAUGAGACUGAUUGAAUACUUUCGCUUUGCCCAGGAUUACAGCUUGCUCUCUGGACUAGAUGAAAUCGCCCUUCCGUAUUUGCAAGCAGAAGAUCUGGAGCCACCAAUGGUUUCUUUUCCAAGUUUCCUCGACCGUUCCCAUGAAAGUGCAAUGUAAACAGGACACUUAAGCACACCAGGAAGCAGAUGUGUUUCAGGCUUUGUAUACUUGAUGAUCUGAAGCCCGCGGAUGCCUCGAUGGACUUCAAGAAACCUGGAGUGCCAUUUCUGCCAGGCUGUUGGCAGAAGAACAGCUUGAGAAUAGACAGUAAAAGUCUUUGAACCUGUGAAGGCUUGGGCUUUGCUGGAUUCAUGUCCUCAGAACAAUUGUAAUGGAAGAACACUGAAGAUUAUAGAUGGGAAAGGCUGGCUCUAUUUCCCCAAGCCAUAUGUGUCAAGAUAGAGAAGCUCUGAGGUCUUCUCCCCUGCCUUAAAUGACCUUGCUCUCAAAAUAUCAAGUGCAGGAGAAGAUGCUCCUUAAUGGAUGGUGGUCCAUGGAGCAGGUGGUCCAUGGAGCAGGCACAGAUUAUUGCCAUGCAAAAAUUCAAACUGGUCCCCUACAGAGGGAGGGCUUCUGUAUCUCAUUGGCAGAGCACCUGCGUUUUAUCUCUGGCGUUACCCUGGGGAAAACAAAGCCACCCUUGAUCUGAGGAUGUAUUUUCAGCAAAGCCACAAUGCUUUGUUUAUCGAUGCAAUCAAAGUUUAUGGAGGUUGUUUUGAGUGUGUAUAAGAAAUGCACAGAUGAAUCUGGAACCGGACAAAUGGAGCUGGGCAUUUCACCAGGGCUGAGUGAAAACUGCUCCCCCAUAAUUCUGCACACUGAAUUUUUGGUGAAAGCUCUCGAUACAGUAUUAUGUAAACAAACAAACAAACAUGCAUACAAACCUCUUGUACCAUCUCCAAGAUGAAGACAUUUAAUACGGCACAAGCUUUUUUAGACUGCAGUUCAAUUCAACAGGUGCAAUUUCCUUUGCAUCAUGAAUCUUUCUUUCCUUUCUUCCUUCCUUCCUCUUUAAUCAGUGAAAUCUAAAAUCUACCUAGCAUCUGCCACAAUCCAGUCCAAAGUUCAUUGUGCUAAAAUCGUUUGAGGUUGGGGCUGAAUUGCAUCCAUUGCUCUGACAUCCUAUAUUUAUGGAUCUUUUUGACUGGACCCAGCACAGGGAUGGGAAACCUCCAGCCUAUGGGCCAAUAUUGGUCUGCCUGUCAAUCAGCUGGUAUCACUUUUUCCUACUCUCUGUGUGUGUGUGUGUGUGAGAGAGAGAGA
Molecule: messenger RNA, 19650 nt
Organism: Podarcis lilfordi (Lilford's wall lizard)
Lineage: Eukaryota; Metazoa; Chordata; Lepidosauria; Squamata; Lacertidae
Source: the annotation of a GenBank genome assembly